AUGUGUCCUCGCAAACCGCGUUCCAAAACCCGUCCAUGUCCUGUUAUAAAUGUUUUUUUGUCGUACGAUGUUCAACACAGGCUGAGUCUAACUCCAGAUGGCGCUCUAACCAUAAGAGCAGCUCUCCCAGAGGAUGCUGGGAACUACACAUGUCUGGCGACCAAUGACGCUGGAACGGCCUCUCAGUCCGUGACGCUGGUUUUUACAGAGCUUCCAAGGAUAACGGUGCUCCAGCAGGUGGUGCUAGUGUCCGUCGGUGGCGAUGCCGUUCUGGAGUGUCAGGCCUCAGGUGCCCCCCCCCCGCUCAUCCACUGGUACAAAGGGGAGCUGGAGGUGGGCUCCGCUCCUUUCUUUCACCAGGACCCCCAGCGGGGGACUCUUCAGAUCCAGGGCGUGCAGGAGGUGGACGCCGGUCAGUACCGCUGUGUGGCCAGCAGCUCAGCUGGAACCACCGCUGGUCGGGUGACCCUGCAGGUCGGAUCUGCUCCGAUCUUCUCUGAAGCUCCGGUCGACGUCGCCGCGAGCAUCGGGGAGAACGUCACUCUUCCCUGCGUGGCCCGAGGUUUUCCAUCGCCCACGGUGACCUGGCUGAGGGCGGACGGCACGCGGGUUCCUGAAGGAACCGACGGCUACAGCAGGAUACGUCAGCUGGAGGACGGACACCUGUCAAUCAACGGUGUUUGGUUGGACGAUGGAGGUCUGUACGUCUGUGAGGUCGUCAACCAGUUUGGAAGAAGCAGAACUGAGGCCAGAGUCACCGUCACUGGACUGGGUAGGCUGUGUCUGUGA
Cynoglossus semilaevis (tongue sole) is the source of this 789-nucleotide messenger RNA. Its product is annotated as hemicentin-1-like. Gene Ontology annotation, cellular component: axon; plasma membrane. Gene Ontology annotation, molecular function: cell-cell adhesion mediator activity. Gene Ontology annotation, biological process: axon guidance; homophilic cell-cell adhesion; dendrite self-avoidance. NCBI's taxonomy places the organism in Eukaryota, Metazoa, Chordata, Actinopteri, Pleuronectiformes, Cynoglossidae. Bases 1 to 789 code for a protein of 262 amino acids. The transcript has 6 exons. The record is from RefSeq and is a predicted model, not a curated record.